AUGUCAGCAAGUUAUUUCCAGGAGCGUAGCACUCCUGCAUCACUGAAUGGCCUAUCUCCUGUGUCUCCACAGGUUGGAGCAGGAUCACGUGGAGUCAAUGCUCUAUCCAGUCGGAUAACCAGCGUUUUGUCUGCUCCGUACGCCGACCUAGAAAUCCGAGGGGCGCUUGAAACUUUGGACGAGCGCAACAUCCAGAAUACAGCCGAGACAAGACGCCAGAUACGACUGGAUGUGCAGAAAGACGUUAUUGAAUGUAAUGGCGAGAUCGUCAAGGACUUUGGAGAAGUUGCCGAGCAACUGAGACGCAUCGGUGCUGCUAUAAAGAGUCUGAACACUUCUUGUGCUGAUAUGCGGGCGCACAUCACGACUGCAGCUCGUGAAACAGGUCCAGUACUGGAGGAAGCCACGAGCCUCAUCAACCAAAAGAGACAGAUCGAGACCAAGCAUCAGAUAUUGAACGCGUUCAGCUCUCAUUUUCAAAUUACUGAAGAACAGGUCGCUGUUCUGACUUCCACCGCCGAGCUGGUCAAUGAAGAGUUCUUCCAGAUCUUGACAAGAGUGAAGAAGAUCCAUCACGAUUGUCAAGUACUGCUGGGCACGGAGGAUCAGCGGUUGGGACUUGAGAUUCUGGAGCAGAGUUCGAAGCAGCUCAAUGGAGCGUUUCAAAAGCUGUACCGUUGGAUACAGCAUGAGUUCAAGACCUUGGACCUGGAGAACCCUCAGAUCAGCGCAUCUGUUCGGCGAUCUCUCCGAGUUCUUGCAGAACGACCGACUCUGUUCCAGAGCUGCCUGGACUCUUUCGCCGAAGCCCGAGAGUCUAUCUUAUCCGAUUCCUUCCAUGCGGCCUUGACUGGAUCCAACUCUGACACCUCACACAUUGCCACCAAGCCCAUCGAGUUUUACGCUCACGACCCGCUACGCUAUGUUGGUGACAUGCUCGCUUGGGCACAUUCAGCAACUGUUUCUGAAAGAGAGGCAUUAGAAGUACUGUUCGUUUCGGACGGCGAUGAGAUCAGCCGCUCAAUUCAGGCUGGACUGGAAAGUGAACCAUGGCUCAGAGGUGAUGAGGACCAGGAAAUAUUUGAUGGCAGAAAGGCUCUCAACCAACUCGUCAGCCGUGAUCUGACCGGUGUGGCACGACUCUUACGCCAGAAGACGGAGCAGGUCAUCCAGAGCCACGAAGAUGCCACGCUCGCCUACAAGAUUGCCAACCUGAUUGGAUUCUACAGAAGCACCUUUGUCAAGCUGCUCGGUCAAGACUCUGACGUAUUGGAUAUAUUUGACACCCUACAAGCUUCCGCGAUGCGCCAGUUCCGCGCAAAUAUGCGCGAUCAUGUUGCCACGGUGCAGAGCGAACUCGCUGUUGCGCCAGCAGAUCUCUCACCUCCUGACUUCCUGGAAGAGGCCUUGCAGACCCUCAAAGUACUGGCAAAGAGCUACGAUACCUCUGUGACAGCUGUCGACGAGACGAACAACGACUUUGAAGCUGUGCUCGCCGAAGCUCUUGAUCCCUUCCUCGGCGGCUGCGUGAACCUUCAAAAGAGCAUGGAGCAGCCCAACAGCGCCAUCUUCGCCAUCAAUUGUCUUCUCGCAGUCAAGGAGGCGGUUUCGAGCUUCAAGUUUGCUACUGAACGAGCUGCUGAGAUGGGCGAGACGGUUGACGAGCACGUCGCUGCGCUCGUGGGCUACCAGCACCAGUACCUCCUCCACGAGUCCGGGUUCAUUGCACUGCACGAGGCGCUCUCAGAUGUUACCGAUGCACCUGAAAGCCUGAAGAGCAUCGCACAAUUGCCAGCCUUCAAACAGGACGCAUUAAUAGCCACCAGCCAGCGACUUGACGAAUUCCUACCCUCGGCGCUUAUCGAUGCGGCCGAGAAUCUGAAGCAACUUCGCGACCGAUCGAUGGUGCAGGAGAUUACUGAUAAGGCGGCGGCCAAGUUCUGCGAGGACUUUGAGUUCGUGGAGAAGAAGAUUGUCGCAGCUGAUGACUUGCUGUACGAUGAAGAUGAGGAGGAUACUGGCCCUGGGCUUAGAGAUUUGUUCCCUCGCACCAGUGGAGAGAUACGUGUCCUGCUGAGCUAA
Molecule: messenger RNA, 2082 nt
Organism: Didymella exigua CBS 183.55
Lineage: Eukaryota; Fungi; Ascomycota; Dothideomycetes; Pleosporales; Didymellaceae
Product: oligomeric Golgi complex subunit 6
Exons: 2
Coding region: 1-2082 (693 amino acids)
Biological process (GO): intra-Golgi vesicle-mediated transport
Cellular component (GO): COG complex
Source: RefSeq, a predicted model, not a curated record